This is a messenger RNA of Ceratotherium simum simum (southern white rhinoceros), 795 nucleotides long. The record is from RefSeq and is a predicted model, not a curated record. Lineage: Eukaryota; Metazoa; Chordata; Mammalia; Perissodactyla; Rhinocerotidae.
GGGAAGGCCUGCAGCCACCCGGUGUGGUCAGCAGGUGAGAAGGCCAAGGAUGGGUCCAGCUCAGUGUCAUCUGGCCGCCUCUCUGGCUCCUCAGGGGGCCACCAGUCGUGUGCACCUCCCCAUGGGCCCUGGAAGGAGAGGCCCCGCCAGGUGCCGGGGCCCCGGCGGCAGCCCAGGGAGAGCAACCCACGGCUAGAGCAGCUGAGGGACAAGAUCCGGGCCCAGGUGCGGGGGCAGGCAAGCUGUGCCUCCCUGGGCAGCUGGACCCCCUCCAGUGUCUCACGGCUCUACAAAGGCUCCAUGCCAGCCCCCCGGAGGAAGGCCCGAAAGCUGAUGAACCCCCCUCCAGCCUCGGCCUGCCCAGGCUCAGGCGUCCUGAGUGCAACUGAGCACAGAGUCAAAGACAAGGCCAUCCCUGGCCAGGACCGUGAGCCCUCCAGAGUCUCCCAGAGCCAGGCUUCAGUUCCACGGGAAAAAACCAGAAGGAUGAAAGGUAGUUCUUGCAAAAGAGAGAAGGCCCCCAAGUCUCCCACCCCUAGAAGAGCCACCAAAGACAAAGUCUGCUGCUACACGAGUGUUGCCGUGUCUGAAACGGUCCAUGAAGGCAGGCGGCCCGGAACGUGUGUGGUUGAAGACGUGUCUGCUUUUCUGUUACACGGCAUCGCUUACCGAGUGUUCCUGUUUGCUGCCUUCAGCAGCGGGGAGUCUGAUCGAGGGCCUUUCGAGCUGCUCCUGCACAUCUCUAUGCCUCAGUUUCCCCCAUGGCAUGAGAUCACAAUCCUGGACCGAGAGUAG